This is a messenger RNA of Vigna unguiculata (cowpea), 1947 nucleotides long. RefSeq names its product receptor-like protein 14. Gene Ontology annotation, molecular function: protein binding. NCBI's taxonomy places the organism in Eukaryota, Viridiplantae, Streptophyta, Magnoliopsida, Fabales, Fabaceae. The record is from RefSeq and is a predicted model, not a curated record.
AUGAAGCAACUUCAAAUGCUUGAUCUGUCAUUAAAUAAUUUAAGAGGAACUUUGGAUACAUGCCUUGGCAAUUUGACAUCACUUCGCUACGUUGAUUUCACCUUCAACUUCUUGAGUGGGAAUGUGACACCCUUUAUUGCUCAACUAAGAUCUAUCGAGCAUCUUGGCAUUGCAUUCAAUAGAUUUGAGGGUAUAUUCCAAUUCAACAUUUUGGCCAACCAUUCAAAGCUUAAGGAAUUACUAAUUGGCAAUAUGAAAGUGGAAACUGAAAAUCCGCCUUGGGUUGCAUCAUUUCAGUUGGAAGUACUGCAAAUUUGCGAUUGUGAGUUAAAUUUGCCAACAAAAAUUCCAACUUUCCUUUCAAAUCAAAGUAGAUUGAGAAUCCUUGAUCUAUCAGGAAAUAACCUGGUUGGUAAGUUUCCUAGCUUGUUGCUCAUGAACAACCCAAAUUUACAAGAGGUCUAUUUAUUUCAUAAUUCUUUUACUGGACCUUUAGAACUACCCUUUGAUCAAAAUCAUCGCAUGGAUCAAACAAAAGUGUUUUCCAUAUCGAACAACAAAUUGCUAGGCAAUCUCCCCUACAACGUUGGAUUCUUCUUCCCCCGUUUGGAGACUUUGGAUGUCUCAAACAAUAAGUUUGAUGGUCCUAUUCCAGCUUCAAUAGGAGAGAUGUCAAGCUUAGUGGAAUUGUUUCUAGGGAGCAAUAACUUUUCUGGCAAUGUACCUGACCACAUUCUUAACAGAUGCUUCUCAUUACAAACAUUGAUGAUGGACAAUAACCAACUCAAUGGAACACUAUUGAGUGCGAUCAGAAAGCUUAGGCUUACGGGCUUAACUGCAUCAAGGAACAACAUUGAAGGAGCAAUAACAGAUGAAUGGUGCCAACAUGAGUUGUUUAUGUUAGACAUAUCUCACAAUAAGUUCUCUGGUUCCCUGCCCUCUUGCUUCAAAAUGCCAGCAUACUUGUUCCUGCAGGGAAACAAUUUUACAGGCAUGAUACCUGAAUUAUUCAUGAGCAACCGCUCUAAAGCAACAGCCAUUGAUUUUAGUGAAAACAAGUUUACUGGAACAAUUCCUGAUAGUGUAUACAAGCUUUGGUCUUUAAAAUUUCUUUUAUUGGCAGGUAAUCACUUGCAAGGCCAAAUUUCCAGUCAAAUAUGCCAAUUAAAACUUAUCAAUAUCUUAGACCUUUCCAAAAAUAAUUUCAGUGGGUCCAUACCUGCUUGCUUCAGUAAUAUGUCGUUCGGAAAUGUUACCACUCCCUUUUAUAUUACUGAUAGGGCUAAGUUUGGCCCUAGACCUGAUCUUGCAGUAAUGCAACUCAUAACAAAAAAUUUGUAUCUUUCCUACAGAAGUGAUAGAUUUCAAUUAUUGUCAGAAUUAGAUUUGUCAUGUAAUGAAUUGACAGGAGAGAUUCCACACCAAUUAGGAGAUCUGCAUGGCCUUCAUUCUCUCAACUUAUCUCACAACCAUCUAAGUGGUCUCAUCCCAGAGAGCUUCCAGAAGCUUGAAAACAUAGAGAGUUUAGAUAUUUCAUAUAACAACCUAAGUGGACAAAUCCCUUUUCAGUUACAGGACUUGCACUAUUUGGCUGUCUUCAAUGUUUCCUACAACAAUUUAUCAGGCAAAGCACUUGACAAGGGACAGUUUUGUACCUUUGAUGGGAGUAGCUACAAAGGAAAUCCAUAUCUUACUUGGACUAACUGUAAAAGUGACAGUUCAAAACCACCACCACUUCCAACUCUAUUGCAUGAUGAUGAAGAAGAAGACUCUGAAAUUGAUUUCAAUGCCUUCUAUUGGAGUUUUGCUACAUUUUAUGUCAUGGCACUCGCAGCGUUGGUGACACUCCUUUGGAUGAAUCCUCAUUGGCGGAGAGUGUGGUUUUAUUUUGCCCAAGUGUGCCUUCAGAAAUGUUUUGGUCAAUUUCUUCAUGGUUUACAAUUUUAA